This is a messenger RNA of Salpingoeca rosetta, 1423 nucleotides long. RefSeq names its product T-cell receptor beta chain ANA 11. The record is from RefSeq and is a predicted model, not a curated record. The transcript has 7 exons. The coding region runs from base 198 to 1298 and encodes 366 amino acids. NCBI's taxonomy places the organism in Eukaryota, Choanoflagellata, Craspedida, Salpingoecidae.
AGGAAAUGCUAUGGAAAACAUCCGCGAAACGUCCAAACUUCGUUGGGGUUUUGUUGGGUUGGCGUGAGCAAGCUGGUGGUUGAGCGUUGGUGGGUUGAGUGGUGCGCGUAGGCUGGAAGGAGGACAACAGACAAGCACCGCAACGGCUGCCACCUCACCGCGGUGCAACUGUGACGACGACGACGACAACAUCAAAGAUGAUGAUGAUGAUGAUGCAUGGCGCACGGCGGGGGCUGUCCGUGGUGGCAAGACACAUGCGGCAGCAGCAGCAAGGAGGAACGAGGUCGCUGCCAGUACGACUGCACCCACAAACAGCUCAACUAGCACAGCAACAGGGGAGAUGGAACCGGCUGUCACCGUGGACGGUGGCUGUGAUGCAGCAAAGUGGGCUGCAGGAACGGUCCGUUGGCAAGUUUGUCGCGUUUGGCAUCAUCUACACACUGGGCGUCCUUGGAGGACUCCUCGUCUACCAGACGAUCAACGCUAAAGAUGUGACAGACCAGGAACGACGAGAGACAUGGGAGACGAUUGCCAAUAGCUAUGACAAGGAUAUCCACGACUCUGAACGAUCGACGGGCGUGCUCAAGCAGCGACAACAGCUCCUGCAGCAGCACGCAGCCGGCCACGUCCUCGAGGUGGCGGCUGGCACGGCGCGCAACCUGCCCUUCUACCCGCCGGCCGUGUCGCAGCUCACCCUGUGCGAUCAGAGCCAAGCCAUGAUUGACGAGGCAAGGGCCAUUGUACAGGACUUUGACACCCAACACCCUCACCACACCAUUGCGUACCACACAGUAGAGACAGGUGCAGCAAGCUCAGACAACGUACACGACGCUGGCAGCCGUGAGCAGCCUGAAGCGAAUAUUGCAGUCGACUUUUUGACUGGCGGGACCGAGGCACUGCCUUUUCCCGCCAACACAUUUGAUACCGUUGUCGACACAUUUGGACUCUGCUCUUUUGAUGACCCCGUGACUGCCCUCCGCGAGAUGCUUCGCGUGUGCAAACCAGGCGGAAAGGUGCUGCUGCUGGAGCACGGCACAUCGCACUGGCUGCCGCCCGUGAGCCUGUAUCUGAGCUGGCGGGCGCGGUGUCACGCUGCGCGCUGGGGCUGCUGGUGGGACCGCGACAUUCGCGCCAUCGUCGACGAUGCGACACGCCAGUACGAGCAGGGCGGUUGUGAUGCCUCGACAGAUGCAAAUGCCAGUGCUGCACCGUCGCCACAGCCGCGUGUGCGUGUGGAAAAGGCGGCUAGCUUCCACUUGGGCACUGGGUAUGCGUAUGUCCUUCACAAGCAACGAUGACAACCACAAACGGAUAAACAAAGCAGGCAGGAAAUGCAGGCAAGCGAACCAGCAACCAGGUGGAACAAGCAAACAAGUCACAUCACCGCAUCAUGCUCACGUAUGCUCCACGCACCCGUUUCUCA